AAAACCAACCAAACAGCUAAUUAAGCCGAAGAGGAAAAUGAAGGGAAACUCGAAAAUGUAAGUAUUCCCUCUCCUUAACAGCCGAGCAUUUAACUUUGGAGCCUCAGCAAGGGAAAUACCGGGCUGCUCGGCACGUUUUCGCUAAGCUUCAUUUUCCACACAAUGCAGAAUAAAAUGCUAGUUUAAAGCGGCCACGUUACUGAAGGAUUUUCCACCGCUACCGGCAGACUUACGUCCUUUAAAAUCACGGCAUACACAAAAGAGCAACGUUUAUCCAAAAUAGGCUAAAAAUACACGGAACGAGAAGGGGGAAAAGCGUACAAAUCCGUCCUCAGAAGCUACCGACGAGGAAGUCGGAGAGGUCUGAGUGUGUUUGAGCUCGGAUUGUUUAAUAGAAAGAUUUAUAUACUAACUGUAUUAUUUACUUUGGGAGGGGAGGUGGCAGUAUAAGGGUAUGCUAAUUAGUGGGAGAUUUUUUUUGGGGGAAGGGGUGGAAUAUCAAUUUUUAUUGCAUCACCUGUCAGGAGUGUCCAAUCAGCGUUGGCUUUAGGGGAAUUAAUUGAUGAAGGUGUCUCCGGACGAGCUCACUUCACUCUGUCAUUUUAUUUGUAGCUAAAGCAGCGGCGGGAAUAGCAGCUGCAUUUCUUUUCUCUUCCUCCCUUCACAUUCCAUUAUCAUAGUUUCCAAUGGAAAAGCAGGGAAUGAAAGGGAACAGGUACUGAUCUUCAGCAACAACUUAGAGAAACACUUUGGCAAACCUGAUUUUUAAGAUUAUCUAUUGAUUGUAGCCUCACGGUAUUUUUUUAAUUUAUUUUUUUUUCAAUUUCGUCUAAAGUUUGGCACUUCAUUCACCAGGAAUAACGGCCUUUGUUAUAUUUUAUUAGCAGGAUGCCUUGAGACAAAUACAGCAUCUGGCUGAGGAUUGUGUGUGUGUGGCUUUUUCUCCUUUUUUUUUUGGUCCUUUUUUUUUUCCUUUUUUUUUCCUUUUUUUUUUUUUUUCCCUCCACCUCUCUCUCACUCUCUGCAAAUGCUGGGAAUAAUUUAAUUCACGAAAUGGGAGACCUGAAGUCGGGUUUUGAAGAGGUGGAUGGCGUGAGGCUCGGCUACCUCAUCAUUAAAGGAAAGCAAAUGUUUGCACUCUCCCAGGUUUUUACAGACCUGCUCAAAAACAUCCCGCGAACUACCGUGCACAAGCGAAUGGAUCAUUUAAAAGUAAAAAAACAUCACUGCGACCUGGAGGAGUUGAGGAAACUCAAAGCCAUCAACUCCAUCGCUUUCCACGCCGCCAAAUGCACCCUGAUCUCCAGAGAGGACGUGGAAGCCCUGUACACAUCCUGCAAAACCGAACGGGUCCUUAAGACGAAACGGAGGAAAAUCAGCCGUGCGCUGGCAGCCACCGACCUCCGGCCGGAGCUCUCACCCACCGACCCCUUCUCCGGCUUCUGGAAGGAGAACAAACUUUGGCUGGGCCUGCGGGACCCUCCCCGGCCCCUGCUGCCCGUCAGGAGGAAAGCUUUGCGUCCGGGGGACACAGCCUUGCUACCGGCCUCUCAUCUACCUCACAUUUUUAGUAAAUACACUGGCCACAGCUACCCAGAAAUCGCUCGGGCGCCUUGCAAACCCCCCGUAAACUAUGAAACAACGCCGCCGGCGGGCAGCUGCGCGCCCCUCCGCUCCCGCCCCCCGCCCGCCGCCGCGCCGCGGCUCCCGGCGGCCGGCCCCCCGCCCCUGCCCGCCCGCUGCCGCCGCCGCCGCCUCCUCCACGGGGCGGCCGCCGCCGCUGCCGCUGCCGCCGCCGCCGCGCUGGGUCCCCCCGGCGGCGCCCGCCGGACCCUGGCCGCGCCGCGGCCCUACCGACCCCGCGGCUGCCCGCGGCUGCCGCUGCUCCGCGGCUUCGGGCCGACGCCGCCCGCCUUCCCCGAGAGCGGCAGCAGUGACUCGGAGUCCAGCUGCUGCUCCGGCCGCGCCGCGCACGACUCGGACUGCGGCUCCAGCCUCUCCAGCUCCAGCGAGGGCAGCUCGGAGGAGGAGGACGAGGAGGAGGAGGACGAGGAGGGCAGCGGCGCCACGGACUCCAGCGAGGGCAGCUCGGAGGAGGAGGAGGAAGAGGAGGAGGAAGAGGAGGAGGAGGACAGCACCUCGGACUCUGACUCCAGCUCGGUCUCCAGCCAGGUCUCGGUGCAGAGCAUCCGCUUCAGGCGCACCAGCUUCUGCAGCCCGCCCGGCGUGGUCCACGCCAACUUCUUGUACCAUCUGGCGGCCGCCACCGCCCCUCGGCCCCCGGCCCCGGCGGAGCCCGGCGGGCUGCCCGCCCUCCGCGGCGCUCCCGGCGGAGUCAAGCCGGAGCUGCCGGAGGAGUGGGGCCGCCCCGGCUGGGCUCCCGCCGCCCCGGCGCUGCGCUGCUCCGGCGGCCUGGGGAGCUGCUUCUCGGAGAUAAGAGAUGAUAGGGUAUCCGAGAUCACAUUCCCACACUCUGAAUUUUCCAAUAAUGCCAAGAGUACUGACCUAACAAUUAACUGUGUUGCAAAGGGGGCCUCUUCACCUAGCCCAAAGACAAACAAUGCAUUUCCACAACAAAGAAUACUCAGAGAGGCAAGGAAAUGCCUUCAAGCAACUACUACACACCGUGCAGAUAACAAUACAAUAGCUGCUAGGUUCUUAAAUAAUGAUUCUUCAUCAGCGGCAGCAAAUUCAGAGAAAGAUUCCAAAAUCCCUCAUUGUAUUGAAUUUGCCACGGAUUUGCCCUCUUUACAAACGGCUCCUGAGGAGGAUGCUGCUUCUCCAGGGGCAGCAGCAGCAGCCGCAGCUGAGCUCCAGUGCACUGAUACAGGCAAUAAGGCAUUGCCACUCCUGCACAGCAUUAAAAUCAAAAUAGAGGACAGCAGUGCGAACGACGAGUAUGAGCCCGAUCUUACAACACAUAAGCUAAAGUGUGAGUGCAAUGAUACUAAGGAUGAGUUGUACGGUGUGACUGAGGGUAAUAACCAGGACGCUUUAUUAACAGCCAAGGAAGAUUCUGCAUGCACUGAGAAAGAAACCACUUCCUUAAACCUGCUGACUCAGAGUCAGGUCCUCUCAUGCACUUUAGGUACUCCAAAACCUGAGGAUGGGGAGUAUAAAUUUGGAGCAAGGGUGAGAAAAAAUUACAGGACACUGGUUUUGGGAAAGCGACCUGUACUGCAGACUCCUCCAGUCAAACCAAAUCUGAAAUCAGCUCGAAGCCCACGUCCUACAGGUAAACCCGAGACACAUGAAGGAACACUGGAUGAUUUUACAGUUAACAAUAGACGCAAAAGGGUAGCCAGCAAUGUAGCAUCAGCAGUGAAAAGGCCAUUUAAUUUCAUGGCAAAUUUUCCCUGUCCACCAUCACUAAUUAUUGGCAAUGAUGGGGAUUUGUUGCCAGCUUAUUCCUUAAACACCACUAAGGAUUCCCAACCACCUCACAAGGCCCAUCCUGUAUGGAAAUGGCAGCUGGGCGGUUCUGCAAUACCUCUUCCACCUAGCCACAAAUUCAGGAAAUUUAAUUAAUAAAAUAGUUUGGAAAAUA
This is a messenger RNA of Pezoporus flaviventris, 3547 nucleotides long. RefSeq names its product SKI/DACH domain containing 1 (gene SKIDA1). NCBI's taxonomy places the organism in Eukaryota, Metazoa, Chordata, Aves, Psittaciformes, Psittacidae. Bases 1054 to 3528 code for a protein of 824 amino acids. The transcript has a single exon. The record is from RefSeq and is a predicted model, not a curated record.